Messenger RNA from Cuscuta europaea, 1277 nucleotides. The record is from the annotation of a GenBank genome assembly. Lineage: Eukaryota; Viridiplantae; Streptophyta; Magnoliopsida; Solanales; Convolvulaceae.
UAAUAUGAUACUUUUGAAAUAGGGAAAAGUACGGAAAAUGUACUUGUGGUUGAACACGUUUUCAGAUAGGGUCACAUGUUUCAUUUUUUAUCAAAAUGGUUCAUGUGUUUGAAUUCUGUUAUCACAAGAGGUUCACGCCGUUAAAAACGUCUGAAAAAGACCGUUAAAAGUAACUCCGGUUUUCAAAAGUGUCCAAAAAAUUAAAAGAAAAAUACCGGAAGGUGCGCCUCAAUGAGACGACCGCUAGGCCAUCUUUCUUUUUUGUUUUCAGCCACCCUUGUCACUGGAAAGUCCAUCCGAAAAGUGAUAUUAGUGAAAUCAUUUUAAAAAAUAAUUCAAACAGAUCUGAAAAAUCCAAAGACGAAGGUGGUUUGGAGGUCAUCUUGACGAGGCGCACCUUUCGGUAUUUUUCUUUUAAUCUUUCGGGCACUUUUGAAAACCGGAGUUAACUUUAACGGUCUUUUUAGACAUUUUUAACGGCGUGACCCUCUCGUGAUAACGGAAUUCAAACACAUGAACUACUUUGAUAAAGAAUGAAACACAUGACCCUAUCUGAAAACGGGUCCAACCACAAGUACCUUUUCCGUACUUUUCCCUUUGAAAUAUAUAUGCAUUGAUGUGUCACUUUAAAAAUGAGCAUAACAUCAGUACCAAAUGAACAUAAAUUACUUACAAAAAGAGCAUUGAUAUGAAAAUAAUAAGCUUUGUUAGUUGAUCAUCAAGACAUUUUCAUUUUCAGCUUAGUGCUCAUCCGGGAGGAAGAUGACGUCCAACAUGCCAUCUUCUAUGUUAGCAAGACCCUCAGGGAGGCCGAACUUAGGUACUCUCCUGUGGAAAAAACGGUGCUGGCCAUUGUCUGGACCGUCAAGAAACUAGGCCACUAAUUCCAAGCUCAUCCGGUCCAGGUCCUCACACAUCAACCCCUCGGCGCCUUGAUGAGGAGCCCUGCCAGCUCCCCCCGAAUGGUAAAAUGGGCUAUCUUCCUCAGCCAAUACAACAUUGACAUCCGUCUGAGGCCUGCCAUAAAGGGCCAAGCCCUGGCUGACUUUGUGACGGAAUGCACGGCAAGAUCAACCAUAGACACUUCUCUCUCUAGAAAAAAUCGGCCAGAGCUUCGCCAUGAGUACGGCGUUUUUGAUCGAACAGGCACUUCUCUCUCUAGAAAAAAUCGGCCAGAGCUUCGCUACAGUGAAAUCGCACGAGAGAAUGAGCCUGGCCUUAGGGGUUUUAUAGCCCCCCCCCCCCCCCAUCCGGGCUUGGACCAAAAACCGGGCCCC